Rubroshorea leprosula is the source of this 291-nucleotide messenger RNA. The record is from the annotation of a GenBank genome assembly. Lineage: Eukaryota; Viridiplantae; Streptophyta; Magnoliopsida; Malvales; Dipterocarpaceae.
GUCAGAAAACCUUGUGGAAGCAGAAGGUUGUUGACUGGAAAAUGUGGGUUAAUGGGGGACAAGGCAAUUAAUAGCUUGAAGAAUGUCGAUUCAACUCCUUUGCUUCAGUUUCUUCACCCAAUUCUGAACAUGCUUCUCCAUCUUAUAGGAAAUGGUGGAGAAACGCUUGAGGUUCUCAGUUUGGUUUUAACAAUGAUUUAAAUCUCUCAAACUUGUUCAUUUUGUGUACAUGCCCUCUUUCAUCUAAAUCUCCAAGCUGGAAGAGUUUUGUAAUUAAGUUCCACCAUGUUA